AUGGCGCCAGGUCGGCGCGAGUUGACAAACACUGAGCACGAGGCAAUCCUGCGAGAGUCUCUGAUGCGCAGCAAUGGCACCUUCAUGACCAAGAUGCCUAAAGGGUUAAGCUCCGAGCUCGCUGCCAAGUCAUGUUUCUUGCUGCGGUUGCGCGCCCUCGGUACCAGGAAGACAGCUGCGAGUGGUGGGACGGCAAGAUGGCCCUUUACCACACUCGCCGCUGGCCAACGGUCAAGCGCCAAUCGAUCUGCUGGGACGCUCGAAACCAAAACUGUCAAUGUCACAAAGGACGUCUACCGGAAUUACCUCCUCGAAAAGGUCUUGUCUGCAAUCGUGCGAAAGUGGCCUGGCGACACGAGGGACAUCAUCCUGCAGCAUGACAAGGCGAAGACUCAUGUGACUGUGUCAGAAAAGCGUCUCCAGCAAUCGUUCGAUACCUACAAGUCAGCCGGCUGGACUUUCCGACUUGAGCCGCAACCGCCGAACUCUCCUGACUUCAACGUCUUGGACUUGGGGUUCUUCGCUGCACUGCAGUCUCUCCAGCAUCGACGAGCUAGUGGACAAGACCGUACCUCCAUGACACUGCAGGCGUGCCUUCUGGAAGCGAUGAAGGUCCACGGCGACAACAUCUACAAGAUCCCGCAUCUGUCAAAAGAGAUGAAGCAACAGCAUGGAAUGCUUGGCCGCAAUGUGGAGCUCCAUGCCGACGCCGCUGGUAUGUUACAAACGUGCGACAGGGAAGCCAUGGAUGCAGCAUGUGCUGCCGAACUGACCGACCUCCGCGAGAUGGAUGAGCUGUCAAGAGUGUUGGAGGAGAUGACACUCGGCGGCGACGACCACGAAGAUCUGGCACAUGCGUUAGUUGAAGUGGGUAUUGACGCGAUAGACCUUAGUAGUAGUGAUACUCCGAGUGCAGUCCCACCUGCCCACAAGGUCACUGCAGCUCGCUUGUUUCGUUUGCGUGUCCAAAAGGCCAUUGACGACGGCAAACGAUGCUACCAGAUUGCACUGGCCGAAGGGUAUGGAGGUGAGCCUUGCUUGUCCAUGUUGAACUGA
Messenger RNA from Aphanomyces astaci, 1056 nucleotides. RefSeq lists its product as hypothetical. NCBI's taxonomy places the organism in Eukaryota, Oomycota, Saprolegniomycetes, Saprolegniales, Verrucalvaceae. Bases 1 to 1056 code for a protein of 351 amino acids. The transcript is spliced from 6 exons. The record is from RefSeq and is a predicted model, not a curated record. Gene Ontology annotation, molecular function: nucleic acid binding.